AUGCCUAAAACCCUACCUGCCUUCUUCCCUGUAGCCUGAAUCGGGCUCGCAAGGCAAGCGGCGAGGAUCCGUCGAUUUGUGAGAACUGACGGCGAGCGGUGUACCCGGGGCUAGCUUGCUACGGUGGUUGUUUUCCUCUGCCGGCCGCCAAAGCGACCCCUUGAUUUGGCUUCCUGAAAUUGAGAGCGUAGCCCUAGAGCUUCAAUAAGAUGAAGCAUCAAAACCCGACGGACGGGAAUGAGGAGAAAGAAGAGGAUGCCGGCUUCGAGGAACUCGGCCUUGACCCCCGUCUGACGCGAGCGUUGUCGAAGAAGGGCAUCGCCAAAGCCACCCCUAUCCAGCGCGAAGCCAUCCCCUUGAUCCUGGAAGGGAAGGAUAUCGUUGCCCGAGCGAAGACAGGUUCAGGCAAGACCUUUGCUUACCUUCUUCCCAUGCUACAGAAACUCUUCUCAGAGGGAAAAUCAACAAAGCCUGCACCGAGUGCUUUCAUUCUCGUACCAACAAGGGAAUUAUGUCAGCAGGUCUGUUCGGAGGUAUUAUCUCUCCUGGAGUUCUGUAGAGUGUCGUUGAGAGUUAUACAAUUGACAGCCAGCAUGCUACUCACAGAUAUGAAAACUGCUUUGGCUGGUCCGCCUGAUAUUGUUGUGUCAACUCCAGCUUGUAUUUCAACAAGCAUUUCAAAAGGUGUUCUUCAGGCAUCGUCUAUAAAGGAUUCACUUUCAAUGCUGAUUCUAGACGAGGCUGAUCUGCUACUCUCAUAUGGCUAUGAAGAUGAUCUUAAAUCACUCAUUUCUCAUGUCCCACGACGUUGUCAGUGCCUCCUGAUGUCUGCCACUUCAAGCACUGAUGUUGAUAAACUGAAGAAACUUGUGCUGCACAAUCCUGUAAUCUUGACACUAUCAGAAAGUAUCCACUCAAAGGAUGAAAUUAUCCCAAAGAAUGUCCAGCAAUUCUUGAUUUCAUGUAGUCCUCAAGAUAAGCUACUCAAUCUCCUAGCUCUAUUGAAAUUGGAGCUUGUGCAGAAAAAAGUGUUAAUUUUUGUCAACUCAAUCGACAUGGGAUUCAGAAUUAGAUUGUUUCUUGAGCAGUUUGGCAUAAGAUCUGCUGUUUUAAAUGCUGAAUUACCACAAAACUCACGUCUGCAUAUCCUUGAGGAAUUCAAUGCAGGGCUAUUUGAUUAUUUAAUAGCAACAGAUGAUAGCCAGACAAAGAUUAAGGAACAAAAGGACAAGGAAAAUAGAAUUUUAUCAAAGAAAUCAAAAAAACAAAUAAAGAACAAAGUUGACGGGGAGUUUGGAGUUGUGAGAGGAAUUGACUUCAAGAAUGUAUUUACGGUAGUUAAUUUUGACAUGCCUGAAACUGCUGCUGGAUACAUUCACAGGAUUGGGCGCACAGGAAGAGCAUUUAACACUGGUGUGUCUGUGUCCCUCGUAUCCCCAGGAGAGGAUGAAAUUAUCGAGGAAAUAAAAAGUAUGAUGGGGUAUGAUAACCAAGAACAAUCUGAUUCCAUUAUUCCUUUCCCUUUACUUACAAAGAGUGCUGUGGAAUCUUUGCGCUACAGAGCUGAGGAUGUUGCUAAGAUUGUCACGAAAAUUGCAGUUAGAGAGUCACGUGCUCAAGAAAUUAGGAAUGAAAUUAUCAACUCUGAUAAGUUGAAGGCUCAUUUCGAUCAUAAUCCAAAAGAUUUGGAGUUAUUGAAGCAUGACAAAUUGCUGAGCAAGAAGGCUCCUCCAUCGCAUCUACGUGAGGUUCCUGAAUAUCUUGUUGAUAAAACGACAAAGGAAGCUAGCAAGCUUCUAAAACUUUCUAUGGCUGCCAUGGGAAUACAACCGGUAAAGAAGCGACCCAAGUUGAAGAGGGGAUUAGGUAUAAGCAGAGAUCCCCUCAAAACUUCAUCAGCUGAGCGUGGGAGAAAGAGGUACCCCAAAGGCAAGAAGAGGAAAAUGAAGUUCGAUGAAGCUUCUAAUCGUGGAAAGAAGGGCAAACAUGAAGCAUGAGAUCCCAUCCAGAUCUUAGUGCUCGUGCUAUGCUAAUAUUUAUGGAGUUUAUUACCCUAUUCAAUUUUGUAAUGUUAAGAGAUCAUAGAUUCCAUUAUGUAACGAGCUUGUUGAUUCUUCAACCAAUUAUUACUUGUAAUCUGACACAUUCAAGUUGGAGUUUGUCAGUAGAUUCACUUCGCAUAGUGCCAA
Zingiber officinale is the source of this 2189-nucleotide messenger RNA. Its product is annotated as DEAD-box ATP-dependent RNA helicase 16-like. The record is from RefSeq and is a predicted model, not a curated record. Lineage: Eukaryota; Viridiplantae; Streptophyta; Magnoliopsida; Zingiberales; Zingiberaceae. Gene Ontology annotation, cellular component: nucleolus. Gene Ontology annotation, molecular function: ATP binding; RNA helicase activity; nucleic acid binding. The transcript is spliced from 15 exons. Bases 210 to 1997 code for a protein of 595 amino acids.